AUGAACUGUGAGAUCCGCUACACCGACGGUUCCGUAUCUAGCCGAGGAGUCGGCUUCGGAGUCCAUGGACCCAACCUAACCAUGUCGGAAAGUCUGCCACGGCCAUGCAACAUUUUUUCCGCUGAAGCUGUCGCCGUCUUCAUUGCGGCUACUUACCCAGCGGACAAACCGAUUGUGGUCCUUACGGACUCUGCGAGCGUGGUUUCUGCCCUUCAAAGCGAAACCCCCAAGCAUCCCUGGAUCCAGGGAACACUAGCUGGAAUGAUUCCCGGCACCACCUUUGCCUGGAUCCCCGGACAUUGUGGCAUUAGGGGGAAUACUGAGGCCGACGCCCUGGCGAGCAUCGGUCACGAAGGUCCACAAUAUACCCGUUCCGUCCCACUGGCCGACGUCAAGAAAUGGACCAAGAGCGUCGUCGGCCAGGACUGGGCUCGAAUAUGGAACGACAACACGGGGCUCUUUCUCAGAAAAAUCAAGGGAAACACCAUCUCCUGGAAAGACCCAGCCACCCAGAAAGAGCAGCAGGUUAUCUCGAGGCUCCGGACCGGUCACACAAGGGUCUCCCACAAUUUUGGAGGUGGGGGCCCUUUCCGGUCCCGUUGUGAUCUCUGCGACACCGAAAAUAGCGUGGAGCACUUCAUCUGUCGGUGUCCCAAAUAUGACUACCCCCGAAGUCUAUACGGCAUACCGGGGAGUAUCAGGGACGCACUGGCGGAUGAUGAAGCUGCCAUGGCGGCCAUCUUCUGCUUCCUGAAGGACGCCCAACUUUUUUACGAAGUUUAG
Molecule: messenger RNA, 783 nt
Organism: Armigeres subalbatus
Lineage: Eukaryota; Metazoa; Arthropoda; Insecta; Diptera; Culicidae
Exons: 1
Coding region: 1-783 (260 amino acids)
Biological process (GO): DNA replication, removal of RNA primer
Molecular function (GO): nucleic acid binding; RNA-DNA hybrid ribonuclease activity
Source: RefSeq, a predicted model, not a curated record